Molecule: messenger RNA, 1818 nt
Organism: Harpia harpyja (harpy eagle)
Lineage: Eukaryota; Metazoa; Chordata; Aves; Accipitriformes; Accipitridae
Product: electroneutral sodium bicarbonate exchanger 1-like
Exons: 9
Coding region: 1-1818 (605 amino acids)
Biological process (GO): bicarbonate transport; regulation of intracellular pH; transmembrane transport
Cellular component (GO): plasma membrane
Molecular function (GO): sodium:bicarbonate symporter activity; solute:inorganic anion antiporter activity
Source: RefSeq, a predicted model, not a curated record
AUGCCCCUCAUUGACAGCAGGACCCUCCGGCGCGUGAGCCUCUCCUCCCGGUUGUGUGCCACCUGCAAGCUGCCUGAGGGUCCACUCUGCCCCAUCUCCCAGACCAGGGAAUGUGAACAGGUCCCGCGUGGGUGGGCGGCGGGCGCGGCGGGGCCGGUGGCCGUGGCGGGGGCUCCUCCCCGUCCGUGGAGCGGUGGGCUGCCCGGCGGUCGCCAGCGCCGGGGCUGCCCGGGGGCCUCGCAGGCCGGCAGCGGGGCUGAGGCGGCGGCGGCGGCGGUGGCGGCAUCUCCCCUCGCGGCAGGCCGGGGCGCCGGGUCCCGGCCUUCCCCCCGCAGGCCCGGCCAGCCCCGGCCCCUCCCUGCCGCCCCCGGGGCUGCGGGGGCAGCAGGGGACUGCCUGCCGCUGGUGGCUGUCUGGCGGAGGCCGGCGGGCACCGCGGAGACGUGCGGCUGUGGAGAGAAAGGAGUUUCUGCCGGCUGUCCCCGCAGGGAGCCGCAGCCGCCGGGGGUGUCCCUCACAGCCCGGCGUCGGUGGCGGGCUGCGACACAGUCCUGCCCGGGCGUUCUUGGCAGCCCCCGGGGCAAGAGGCCUGUCAGGCUUCAGGGAGGUCGGCAGCGGCAUUUCCAGAGCAGUCCCGUCCCGUUGGCUCUCCUGCUUCCUUCCCCGGGCUGGGAGAAAGGAGGACGUCCUCGAAAGCAGGAAUGUCGGUAUUUGCAUGGGGAGUUUCAAGGACCUGCCUGUGGACGCGACGGCCCCUACACGCCUGACGUGUUCUUCUGGUGCUGCAUCCUCUUCUUCGCCACUUUUGCCCUGUCAAGCUUCUUGAAGAAGUUUAAAACCAGCCGCUACUUUCCAACCAGAGUACGGUCCACAGUGAGCGACUUUGCUGUUUUCCUCACCAUCGUCAUCAUGGUGCUGCUUGACUUCGUGGUUGGGAUCCCAUCGCCGAAGCUCCACGUCCCCCACGCGUUCAAGCCUACCAGAGACGACCGUGGGUGGUUCAUCAACCCCAUAGGACCCAACCCUUGGUGGAUGGUGUUGGCUGCGCUCGUCCCAGCUCUGCUCUGCACCAUCUUGAUAUUCAUGGACCAGCAGAUCAGUGCCGUUAUUGUGAACAGGAAGGAGCACAAGCUGAAGAAAGGAUGCGGGUACCACCUGGACCUUUUCGUGGUGGCCGUGAUGCUCGGGGUGUGCUCUGUGAUGGGGCUGCCCUGGUUUGUGGCUGCGACCGUGCUGUCCAUCACCCACGUGAAUAGCCUCAAAGUAGAGUCUGACUGCUCAGCUCCAGGAGAACAACCCAAGUUUCUGGGGAUACGAGAGCAGAGAGUCACCGGCUUGCUGAUCUUUGUGCUCAUGGGCUGCUCCGUCUUCUUCACUUCCGUGUUAAAGUUUAUACCAAUGCCUGUGCUUUAUGGCGUCUUUCUCUACAUGGGUGUGUCGUCGCUCAGAGGAAUUCAGUUCUUUGAUCGCUUGAAGCUGUUUUGGAUGCCGGCGAAACACCAGCCGGAUUUCAUCUACCUGCGGCACGUGCCCUUGCGAAAGGUGCAUUUCUUCACGGCGAUCCAGCUGAUCUGCCUCGUCCUGCUCUGGACCAUCAAGGUGUCCCGUGCCGCCAUCAUCUUUCCCCUGAUGGUUUUGGCUCUCGUCUUUGUCCGGAAAGCGAUGGAUUUCUGCUUCUCAAAGCGAGAGCUCAGCUUUCUGGAUGACCUUAUGCCAGAAAGGAAGAAGAAGUUGAACGAUGGCAGAAAUGAAGCCGGAGAAGAAGGAGAGGUAAGGCUUGCUGGGUCCUCGGGGCUGGACAUCUCCCUCGGGCUGUGA